AUCAAUCAAUUCUCAAAAUAAAAUUAAAAAAUAAAAUAAAAAAUCAAACCCUCAGUGUGUGUAAUUUUCACACACACAGAAACACGCAGAUCGGGAAUUAGAUUAGAAAAAUGGAUCAAGAACAAGAGCAUGAAGUUUAUGGCGCAGAUAUACCUGAUGAAACUGAAAUGGAUGCCGAUAUUGAGAUGUCCAGAAACGAUACUGAAGGCGAUGAUAAUACUAGCUCCAAGGAUUUGGAGGAUAUGAAGAAGAGACUGAAGGAGAUAGAAGAAGAAGCAGGAGCACUUAGAGAAAUGCAGGCUAAAGUCGAAAAGGAGAUGGGUUCUGUUCAAGAUGAUUCUACUGGUGCUUCUGCAACUCAGGCUGAAAAAGAGGAGGCGGAUGCCCGUUCUAUAUAUGUUGGUAAUGUGGACUAUGCAUGUACACCUGAGGAGGUUCAGCAGCAUUUUCAAUCAUGUGGAACUGUAAACAGGGUGACAAUAUUAACCGACAAAUUUGGGCAACCGAAGGGUUUUGCUUAUGUGGAAUUUGUGGAACUUGAAGCUGUUCAAAAUGCUAUCCUCUUGAAUGAAUCAGAGUUGCAUGGUCGUCAACUGAAGGUUGCUGCCAAAAGAACCAAUGUUCCUGGGAUGAAACAGUUUAGAGGGAGGCGUCCCAACCCAUAUUUCGGUUUUAAUCCACGAAGACCUUACAUGCCCAUCCCACCAAUUUACUCUCCAUAUGGUUAUGGAAGGAUUCCAAGGGCUAGGAGGCCGAUGAGGUACCGACCAUAUUAAUCAAGUUUCGAGGUGUUUUUCUAGUGGCUGAAAGAGGCAAUGCUCAUACGGAGUCCCACUAAUAGACAUUGUCUGUAGUCUAAGAUCUGUGUAUCAUUAUGUACCAUUGAUUGCAUUGCCAAUUCCCCUACAUUAGCUUACUCUUUCAAAAUUUCUUUUGUAAGCACUUUAACAUGCGUUUGAACCCAAAACUCAUAGUCAGCAUAAUUAAAAAAAGUAUCCGUAAAACUAUUUUGCUCUAA
This is a messenger RNA of Erigeron canadensis, 1018 nucleotides long. RefSeq names its product polyadenylate-binding protein 1. The transcript has 6 exons. The record is from RefSeq and is a predicted model, not a curated record. Gene Ontology annotation, molecular function: RNA binding. NCBI's taxonomy places the organism in Eukaryota, Viridiplantae, Streptophyta, Magnoliopsida, Asterales, Asteraceae. The coding region runs from base 111 to 776 and encodes 221 amino acids.